AUGGAAGCGGACAAAUCUGAACAAAAGGUUACCGUGUGGAUGUCGGAGCGGAGCAGCUAUGUGGAAAACUUUCCUGGAGUUAUAUUUAGGAUCAAGAAUGCCAGCCAAUUCGGCAAGAACGUUUUGAAUAUGGAUGAUGGGCCAAAAAAUAUUCAAGAGCUUCCUUGGGAAUCACUUUUCAAGUUGAGACCAACAGUUAUUGAAUUAGUAUUUGGUAGAAAUCCUUGGCCACAAAUCAUUUAUUAUCUAGAAGAUAAUUAUUCGGAUGAGCAGAUUGCUUUAUUCUUUGAACGCGUAAAAAUUCUUUCUCUUCGUCAAACUGAUGUCAACGCUAAAAACUUAAUGAAAUUGUUAGAAAGAUUUACCCUUCUUGCUGGAUUCACAUGCAGUGAAACCAAUUUCAACAGAGCGGAAUGGGCGAUGAUUAUGAAACAACUUCGAAAGCUGAAUUUACGAGGAAUUGACCUUUCCCAAAAUGUCGUUCAGGAAACUUAUGACUAUUUAGACGUUAGUCUUUUAAAGUUAUCUGGAAAUCCGGGGGUUGAUAUAACAGAAUUUACGAAAGGAAUUGAACUGGUCACAGUUCGAACACUAAUCGUUGAGGAACUCUUCUACGAACCUGCAGAUGCUGGCCGAAUAUUUUUGAGUCACAUAUGCGCAACAUUUCCCCGAUUAAGAACACUUAUUUGGGAUUGGAAUGUAAUUGAUCCUGAAAUCGUUAUCAAUGACGAUACAAAAGAGAUUGUUAAACAAAUAGGAACUGUGGCCACCGAACUUGCACUAGAAGCUUUAGCCGUGGUUGCUUAUACUCCAAAUGACGAAACUAAGUAUUCGAUACAACAAGUAGCAAGAAUUCUGACUUCAUAUACACCUAAUGUUCAAUUACAUCAAUUUUCAUCGAAAGGAAUUUCGAACGGAAAGCAUAAUUUUAGCAUUGUAAUUGCUGGUACCAAUCUUCAUAUUCGUCGACAAAUAAUGCAGAUGUACAUCGAGGAGCGGUCCACAAUGCCCCCAAUUGGUAAAUUGCUUCAACUAAACGCGAAUGAGAUCCCUCAAAUCUAUCCUGCGCUCACUAUCGAUUUUGCCGGUUUUGACAAUGAUCAUGUGAAGCAAGUUCUAAAUUUCGAAGCAAACGCAAAAUAA
Messenger RNA from Caenorhabditis bovis, 1143 nucleotides. The record is from the annotation of a GenBank genome assembly. Lineage: Eukaryota; Metazoa; Nematoda; Chromadorea; Rhabditida; Rhabditidae.